This is a messenger RNA of Hippopotamus amphibius kiboko, 851 nucleotides long. RefSeq names its product homeobox B5 (gene HOXB5). The record is from RefSeq and is a predicted model, not a curated record. NCBI's taxonomy places the organism in Eukaryota, Metazoa, Chordata, Mammalia, Artiodactyla, Hippopotamidae. Bases 42 to 851 code for a protein of 269 amino acids. Gene Ontology annotation, cellular component: nucleus. Gene Ontology annotation, molecular function: RNA polymerase II cis-regulatory region sequence-specific DNA binding; DNA-binding transcription factor activity, RNA polymerase II-specific. The transcript has 2 exons. Gene Ontology annotation, biological process: anterior/posterior pattern specification; regulation of transcription by RNA polymerase II.
ACGACCACGAUCCACAAAUCAAGCCCUCCAAAAUCACCCAAAUGAGCUCGUACUUUGUAAACUCCUUCUCGGGGCGUUAUCCAAAUGGCCCGGACUAUCAGUUGCUAAAUUAUGGCAGUGGCAGCUCUCUGAGCGGCUCUUACAGGGAUCCCGCUGCCAUGCACACCGGCUCUUACGGCUACAAUUACAAUGGGAUGGACCUCAGCGUCAACCGCUCCUCGGCCUCCUCCAGCCACUUUGGGGCGGUGGGCGAGAGCUCGCGCGCCUUCUCUGCGCCCGCCCAGGAGCCCCGCUUCAGGCAAGCGGCGUCGAGCUGCUCCCUGUCCUCGCCCGAGUCCCUGCCCUGCACCAACGGCGACAGCCACGGCGCCAAGCCCUCUGCUUCGUCCCCCUCCGACCAGGCGACCCCGGCCAGCUCCAGCGCCAAUUUCACCGAAAUAGACGAGGCCAGCGCGUCCUCGGAGCCUGAGGAAGCGGCGAGCCAGCUAAGCAGCCCAAGCCUAGCUCGGGCUCAGCCAGAGCCCAUGGCCACCUCCACAGCCGCGCCCGAGGGGCAGACUCCGCAGAUAUUCCCCUGGAUGAGGAAGCUUCACAUCAGCCAUGAUAUGACCGGGCCAGACGGGAAAAGGGCCCGGACCGCGUAUACCCGCUACCAGACCCUGGAGCUGGAGAAGGAGUUCCACUUCAACCGCUACCUGACGCGGCGGCGGCGCAUCGAGAUCGCCCACGCGCUCUGCCUGUCCGAGCGCCAGAUCAAGAUCUGGUUCCAGAACCGGCGCAUGAAGUGGAAGAAAGACAACAAACUGAAAAGUAUGAGCCUGGCUACAGCCGGCAGCGCCUUCCAGCCCUGA